Aspergillus heteromorphus CBS 117.55 is the source of this 2397-nucleotide messenger RNA. RefSeq names its product RIC1 family protein. Gene Ontology annotation, cellular component: Golgi membrane; cytosol; Ric1-Rgp1 guanyl-nucleotide exchange factor complex. Gene Ontology annotation, biological process: retrograde transport, endosome to Golgi; intracellular protein transport. The record is from RefSeq and is a predicted model, not a curated record. The transcript is spliced from 4 exons. Lineage: Eukaryota; Fungi; Ascomycota; Eurotiomycetes; Eurotiales; Aspergillaceae. The annotation marks the transcript as partial.
CGGAGAUGGUUUACGAUCGUGCCAUCAACUUGCUGGUAUGGAUCACCAACGAGGGGCAAGCGUAUGCGGUCCAGCGCAUCCCAGAAGGAGCACAGGACCCGGAUUCUCCAAAGAAGCUUUUCCAGGGACAUUGCUUCCACGACCCCAAGAAUGAUGGUGAAAAAGCUAUGAAAGUUGCUGUCAACGCUCGGUUUUCGCUUCUGACAGUGAAUUGCGCCAACGGGGAUAUUCUCGUCUACACGGCAAAGGACUAUAUGGGAAACGUGCCUCUCUCGCACAACCUCCAACUACCGGCUUCCCCUACUACUACUGGCAGUCUGUCGUUUAUAUCCUAUUCGCCCGAUGGGUAUUGCUUGUUUGCCGGUUACGAGCACGGCUGGAUGACUUGGAGCGUUUUCGGCAAGCCGGGUGGGAACAGCUUUACAGCGGACCGGUCUCUUGCCAAAUCGAACGAUGAGGACUGGGUUACCGGUGCCUCUCAUGGCUGCUGGAUCGGUGGAGGUGCCGAAAUCAUACUCGCGAGCCAGGAUGAUCGUCGCUUGUGGAUUCUGGAGACGGCGCGGAGUGCUUUGACGGGCUGUUACUCCUCGGCGAAUCUGGCCAGAGGGCUCCUGCAGACCGGAACGGAGAUCAUUCUCUAUCGCGGCCACGACCUGCCAGAUCUCAUGACCAUCUCUGGCAAGGACUCACUCUGGCACCACGCACAAUACCCCCCCACCUACCUGCACUCCCAGUGGCCCAUACGCUCAAGUGUCGUCUCCCAGGAUGGGAGGUACGUGGCCAUCGCUGGCAGACGUGGGCUGGCACACUAUAGCGUGAACAGCGGCCGCUGGAGGGUUUUCGAGGACUCCAAGGUCGAGAACUCGUUUUCCGUGCGGGGUGGCAUGUGCUGGUAUGGACAUAUUCUAAUUGCCGCUAUUGACAAUGAUGGAUCAUAUGAGCUCCGUCUCUACUCCCGCGAGAUGCCCCUGAACAAUCAAACGAUUUUGCAUAUAGAAUACCUUCCUUCCCCUGUUGUCUUUAUUGGGCCGUCGGGCGAAGAUUCCCUUCUUGUCUAUACAUACGAUAACAUCCUUUACCACUAUAUCAUCAACUCGUCGCACUCUCGGAUUACGUUGGUCCCGGUCGGCCAGAUCGCAUUCCAUGGGAUAGUGCGAGCACCGACCCGGGUCCGGGCGAUCAGCUGGAUUUUGCCAGAACACCAGAUGCGGAACGGUGACCCCUCGCAGGAUGUCAAGGUUGCAUCGGUGCUUCUGCUGGUUGAUGGUAACCUGGUUCUGCUGCAGCCAUCGUUGUCGGAUGCAGGGGAGCUGAAGUACGACAUGCGAGUGGUCUCCCACGAAGUCGAAUACUAUAUUCUGAUGCGCGACCAGUUGUCCUUCAACUUUGCGCCCUCCGUGGACGAGUCACAGCCGCCCAGUCCUUCGGUGGAGCGGGCCCUGAACAUGUAUCACAGCAACCUCUCACUGCGCGACUCUCUCUGGACAUUCUGUGGGAAGGAGCUCCUUGCCUGGAGCGACGUACAGGAUGUAUUGCGCCGGGAAGACGUCGCCAAGCCGCUCGAGGUGCCAUUGGACUUUUAUCCUUUGUCGGUGCUCCUGAACAAGGGCAUCGUGCUCGGAGUGGAGGCAGAGAUGACCCAGCGACGCGAUGUCACAUUCUCUGUGCUGAAGUUCGCUAUCCGAACACACCUCAUUCUUCCCUAUUUCCUCCAAUACAGCUUGACACACGGCGACAUGCCUGCAGCGCUGUCGCUGUGCCAACAUUUCUCGCACCUCUCCUACUUUCCACAUGCCCUUGAAGUCCUGCUACACCACGUCCUCGACGACGAAGUCGACAACGCGAGCAAAGACAGCAAGAUCGAUGACCCGGCGCAGAAGCGGGAUCCCUUACUCCCGACGGUCAUUUCGUUCUUGCAGGCGUCACUGCCUACGACGGUCUACCUGGACAUCGUCGUCCAGUGCACGCGCAAGACGGAACUCCGGUCCUGGCGUACGCUAUUCACGUAUCUGCCUCCUCCGAAGGACCUCUUCGAGCAGGCGCUGAAGCUCAACUCGCUCAAGACAGCGGUGGGCUACCUUCUCGUGCUCCAGGCGUUCGAGGACGAGACUGACGACCACGACUCCCCUAUCGAAGACUACGUCGUCCGGCUGAUGUACCUCGCGUCGCGGAAGAACGACUGGGAGCUGUGCGCGGAGCUCGCGAGGUUCCUGAUCGCGCUCGAUGGGUCGGGGGAUAUGCUCCAGCGGGCAGUGACGCGGGCCGGACUCCGAGACGGGAAUCUGGCGGGCACUGGCCUGAACGGGAACGGGUCGGGGACAAGCGUGAAAGGACUCGGGCUGGCGAUUCGCACGCCCUCGUGGUCAUCGCUAUCACCCAGCUCGCCGCUCUCUCCAC